Messenger RNA from Durusdinium trenchii, 931 nucleotides. The record is from the annotation of a GenBank genome assembly. Lineage: Eukaryota; Dinophyceae; Suessiales; Symbiodiniaceae.
GCUAACCGUCUAAGAGUUCCACUGACUGAGUGUCAUUUCCAGUCACCCAGGAGCUGAGCUGUGUUGCAACUGGGCGGGUUUGCUUGGGAGGUUGUUUGCCUCCCGAAGGUGGGAGGCCUCACGAGGCCUCCGAAAGUGAGAAAUUGUCCCAAGACUUCCUGAGCCUCCCACGGUGCUCAACUUUAGAGCAAGCCCACGAAAAUACCUUUCAUUCGGGUAGGUGAUAGGUGAGAGAUCGCCCAGAUCGCAUUCGCAAAGUAGCUAAGUAGCGGCUGUCCGAAGUCCAAAAUGUUGCAGGCCUUUGUGCUUGAUGGUCAAGGUGGGCCGUCCUACGCGUGGCAGGCACAUGAGGAUGAGAUCACAGCCCUCCAUUGGGAUGAAGCUCAGCGACGGCUCUUCAGUGCCUCCAAGGACAAGCGCUUGCGCAUUUGGCACUUCCCAGCGCCGGGCCGAGAGCUGAACCUUUUGGCCACGGCGGUCAUCAGUUCAGCUCCGCAUCUGACAGCACCGCGGAAUGCUGCGCAAAGUUCGCAGAUGAGACGGCCCUCCGGAUCGGGAUCCUUCAGCGCCGUGCCACAUGGUGCUGCGCCCGGCGCGGGCGGCGCGGGCAGCUAUGCUGCAGGCGCUGUCCCUCCGGCCACGGUGAGCGGCUACAGCGAGCAAAGAGGCCCACCACCCGGCGAGGACUCCGACGACGACUUGACUGGCUGGGAUCGCUGAGGCGACAGACGUUCUGCAGCAAAACGGGCCUCCCAGCCUGGCACCUCGGUGAAGCGGUUUCCGCGCAUGGGUGGCGGUGCUACUGGGGAUGGUUCAUCCAAGCGAACAUGGUUGAUCAGGCUACAGUCAUCGAAAGACUCAAAGAAACAACAACCUACGUUUUCAAUCUUUGUCCGGUUUCUUAACAAUGGCUUCAGCAUGAUUCGCGCAG